AUGGCAGAAGAAGAUGAUCAGAAACUUGAUCUCAGACUGGGAUUAGGUCACUGCAGCCUGCCAAAAGAGGAUAACUCACCAAAGAAAACAAGUGGUUUUGGUGUUUCUUUGGAUCUCUCCCUCCCAUUAUCACACUCAAAUGACCGGAGUGGUGACAUUAUUGAGAGCUCCAAAACCUUUGAGGUUUAUGGAAUGGAAUCCCAGAAUUCUUACAGCACCAACAACAACAAUGGGGUUACGAAGAAGAAGUUGAGGUUAAAUCAAGAACAAUCAGCAUUACUUGAAGAAUGUUUCAAACACCAUACCACCCUUACCAUGGGUCGAAAACAUGAUCUUGCAACAAAGUUGAAUCUCAGGCCAAGACAAGUUGAAGUUUGGUUUCAGAACCGGAGAGCAAGGACUAAACUGAAGCAAACUGAGGUGGAUUGCAACCUCUUGAAGAAGUACUGCGAGAGUCUGAACUACGAAAACUGCCGGCUGAGGAGAGAGUUGCAUGAGCUACGAUCCUCGUUUAAAUUCGACGGGCCGGCGCCGGCGCCAUUUUCCGAUCAGCCUCCUAAGGCUAGGACUACUGCGACUUGUCCAUCGUGUGAGAAGAAUGAAACUGAAUUGGUGGAUACAGUUUUGGAACUUAAAAACUGA
Ipomoea triloba (trilobed morning glory) is the source of this 642-nucleotide messenger RNA. RefSeq names its product homeobox-leucine zipper protein HOX19-like. The transcript has 3 exons. Gene Ontology annotation, molecular function: DNA-binding transcription factor activity, RNA polymerase II-specific; sequence-specific DNA binding. The coding region runs from base 1 to 642 and encodes 213 amino acids. Lineage: Eukaryota; Viridiplantae; Streptophyta; Magnoliopsida; Solanales; Convolvulaceae. Gene Ontology annotation, biological process: regulation of DNA-templated transcription. The record is from RefSeq and is a predicted model, not a curated record.